GAGAUGAAGAAGCUUCGGUCAGGUCCCAAAAGUGGAAGCAACUUCAAUAUUAGAAGAAGGAAGCUUAAUAUUGGUGCCUCUCUUCAUGUACUUCCUAGUAGACUUGAACUCCAGAAAGCAUUUGGAGAUAGUACUCAUGAGGGUAGUAAACCUAAGAAGACAGGCCUCAAGCUUGCAUAUUCUCAAGUCAAUCCUAGCUGUAGUAUGGACAAACCGAGGUCUGUUAAAGUCAAACCAAAAAGAAAGAGCAAACAUGGAUAUACUAAAAUGAGUAUUCCAAAUGUCCCCAAGAAUUAUAGCACUAUUUUUGAGAAUUCGAGACCAAAGAAGACUCAGAGCAUCAGCCGAUUUCCACAUUUAACUAUCUCCCCUACCAAGAAACCACAAGAGUUCUCUCAGUCUUCUCAGUCAAGAAAGAAUGGGUCGCUUCAUAACUCUCUAAAAUAAUAAGCAAUCAAGAGGGUUUAAACAUGAAAAUCUCACUCUGUCUGAAGCUGGGUUAUCACCUGAAACUCAACCCUUGAGGUCUAUAAACCUAGCUUUCCAUUCGAGUUACCCUUCAGCAAAUAGCACUCUAUCUAAGCUUCAGAAUAAGACUUGUUCGAAAAAGUCUUUAAAACAAAAGAUUGACUCUAGCUUCCUUAACAAAGCUUUAGACAGUCCUAGCCAUAGUUCAAAAGUAUUCGGAAGUCCUGCAAACUUAAUAAACACUCAAAAUAUCAAGAAUAUCAACCAAAUCAAUAAUCUAAAUAUGAUAAAAGUAAUUAUAUCGGAUGAUCGAUGAUAUGACAGUCUCUCAGCAUCUAACACCUCUAAGAACUCAAUAUCUCACGAGAGCAGGUCUUAUUUUUCAAAACCAGGGUAAAAAUAGCAAGAAAAGAUCUCAAUUCUCAAAAAUCGUAAAGAACCCUUC
Moneuplotes crassus is the source of this 913-nucleotide messenger RNA. The record is from the annotation of a GenBank genome assembly. NCBI's taxonomy places the organism in Eukaryota, Ciliophora, Spirotrichea, Euplotida, Euplotidae.